This is a messenger RNA of Nestor notabilis (Kea), 990 nucleotides long. It is a transcript of the gene HHAT, whose product is annotated as hedgehog acyltransferase. Gene Ontology annotation, molecular function: palmitoyltransferase activity. Gene Ontology annotation, biological process: protein palmitoylation. Lineage: Eukaryota; Metazoa; Chordata; Aves; Psittaciformes; Psittacidae. The transcript has 7 exons. Gene Ontology annotation, cellular component: endoplasmic reticulum. The coding region runs from base 1 to 990 and encodes 329 amino acids. The record is from RefSeq and is a predicted model, not a curated record.
AUGCGCCUUUACGGGCUCCUCGCCGUGGGCUCGCACCUCUACGGGUUCUACGAGGCGCACCAAGUGUCCCGAAAGUAUGAGGCUGCGAUGGACAGAAAGUUUGGGCUGGAACCAGGGACUCUCUUUCGGGGCCUCAAAAAGGACCCCAUGGACUUUGAGUGGAGCUACUGGAUCGAAUGGGGAAGGGAACGUAUACUGUGGCUUCUGGCUGGUCACCUGCUGGUAUCACAAGUCUCCAGGCUCUUGAUGGAGAAGUAUAAACCAUGGUGCUUGAUGGUUUAUGGAAUGGCUGCCUGCUGGUUGUUACUGGGAAUCAAGGGCUUUGCUGUCAUUUUGUUACAUGCAGCAAUUUCGUUUGCUGUGGCUCAGUUUCAGCUGUCGCUCCUGACGUGGUUGUGCUCCCUUACUCUGCUAUCCACCUUACGCAUACCAGCUGUGGAAGAAGCCAAGAGGAAGUGGUACGACACUGAGAAUGAGUAUUACCUGCUGCUCUUCACCGUGUCUGUCCGCUGCCUCUUCUGCACCAGCUUCAGCCUGGAGUACUGCUGGCAUGGAGCUACCCAGAAGUCAUCCCACUCGUUCCUCUGGAUGCUGGCAUAUGUCUUCUAUUAUCCCACCUUCCACAAUGGACCCCUUCUGAAUUUUGAUGAAUUCAGUAAGCAGAUGAGGAGCCAAGAAGCCUUCAGUUUGAAGACCAAUCUUAGGAUCUUGAUGGUGGGCAUAAUGCGUAUUUUCUUUUGGUGGUGCCUGGCUGAGCUGAUGAUUCACCUCAUGUACAUCCAUGCUCUCUACAGCAGUGCUUCUCCUUUGGAAGCUGCAUCAUACUGGGCCUUGGGUGGCCUGGCUCUAGCCCAAGUACUGUUUUUUUAUGUGAAGUACCUGGUUCUAUAUGGUGUUCCUGCCCUCCUCCUUCAAAUGGAUGGACUCAAACCUCCAGCUCUGCCUUGCUGUGUGAGCCUGAUGCACAGUUUCACUAAAAUGUGGAGGUAA